AUGAGUGGUUCAGCUGGGUCGACCGGCUCAAGUGAAGUCUCGCUGGCUAAGGAAGCCCUUGAUGAGAAGAAACACAUCAAUGGCGUGACAGCGGAUGUGCAAAGUGGUGGCGUCGACGUGGAGAAUAUUCUAAGUACAGUGAUUUCUCCUAGCGGCAAGGAAGUUGUUAUUCGGGAGAAGGACGUGGACGAUGCCAUGAGAUUGGCGGAUGAGGCCAAGAAUUUGAUUGUCACGCCGGAGGAAGAUCGUAGACUUUGCUGGAAGAUUGAUUUGUGUAUGUUUCCGCUGAUGUGCUUGCUGUACGCCGUGCAAUUCAUGGAUAAAAUUUCCACCAGUUCUGCUGCUAUCAUGGGUCUAAGAGAAGAUUUACACAUGCAUGGUAAUCAAUACUCGUGGGUCGGAUCUGCGUUUUAUUUCGGUUACCUGUUCUUCAAUCUCGGGCCUGGUCAGUAUAUUUUCCAAAAGACGAAAAAAAUGUCAAAACUGCUUGCCGUUUUCAUUAUUAUUUGGGGGUUGAUUUUAGCACUACAUGCUGCACCAACAGUUAACUAUGCUUCUUUCAUCUUCUUAAGGGUGCUGUUGGGAUGUGCCGAAAGUAUGGUUACUCCAUGUUUCACAAUUAUCACUUCUCAAUACUGGAAACAGGAGGAACAAUUCACGAGAAUUUCCAUUUGGUUCGGUAUGAACGGUUUGGGUUCCAUUAUGCUUAGUGCAAUCGCUUACGGCCUGUACAUCAGGAAUGGUACUUAUUCGAUUGAAUCAUGGAAAAUUCUUUUCAUCAUUACGGGUGUUAUUACUAUAGUCCUUGGAUUCUUGAUUGGAUUCUGGAUCCCUGAUGAUCCAACUAACGCUCGUUUCCUGACCGAAAGAGAAAAACUAAUGGUUAUAGCAAGAAUCAGAUCAAAUCAACAAGGUUAUGGUAAUCAUAAAAUCAAAAAGCAUCAGAUUCUUGAAGCCGUGAAAGAUAUCAGAACUUGGUUAUACUUCUUAUUUACGGUCAGUUCAAACAUUCCAAAUGGUGGUAUCACAAAUUUCAUGUCUAUCCUUUUGCACUCGGAUUUCGAUUAUUCUUCUAGAGAUAGUUUACUAAUGACGUUACCAACAGGUGCUGUAGAACUUGUUGGUUGCCCUCUAUUUGGCAUCCUUGCAAUGUACUCGGUUAACAGGCGUUACCCAAUUUUGAAACAUAAGCUAACAUGGGCCUUAUUUUCUGCGGUAUUAGCUUUGAUUGCUAGUUGUAUGUUAGGCUUUGCCAAUAGUAGUAAGAGUGCAAGACUAGCUGGUGCCUAUUUAUGGUACAUUUCCCCAGUCUCAUUCAUUUGUGUUUUAGCUAAUAUAAGUGCAAAUUCCUCUGGUUACACCAAAAAAUGGACAGUCUCCUCCAUUAACUUGGUUGCUUAUGCAGCAGCAAAUUUGGCUGGUCCACAAACAUUUGUCUCUACUCAGGCUCCUGGUUAUCAAGGUGCAAAAAUCGCUAUGGUGGUUUGUUACGCUUGUAUGAUAGUUAUCCUCGGUGUUCUUUUCUUUGUUAACUGGAGGGAAAACAAAAGGCGUGAUAAGCUUGCUGCUGAGAGGGGCAAAGAUGAAUCUUUUGAGAAUACAGAAUUCGCCGAUCUAACCGACUUUGAAAAUCCUAAUUUCAGAUACACUCUAUAA
Messenger RNA from Zygotorulaspora mrakii, 1656 nucleotides. RefSeq names its product allantoate permease family MFS transporter. The record is from RefSeq and is a predicted model, not a curated record. Gene Ontology annotation, molecular function: dipeptide transmembrane transporter activity; allantoate transmembrane transporter activity. Gene Ontology annotation, cellular component: plasma membrane. The coding region runs from base 1 to 1656 and encodes 551 amino acids. Gene Ontology annotation, biological process: transmembrane transport; allantoate transport; dipeptide transport. NCBI's taxonomy places the organism in Eukaryota, Fungi, Ascomycota, Saccharomycetes, Saccharomycetales, Saccharomycetaceae. The transcript has a single exon.